Stomoxys calcitrans (stable fly) is the source of this 899-nucleotide messenger RNA. RefSeq lists its product as uncharacterized. Bases 96 to 815 code for a protein of 239 amino acids. NCBI's taxonomy places the organism in Eukaryota, Metazoa, Arthropoda, Insecta, Diptera, Muscidae. The record is from RefSeq and is a predicted model, not a curated record. The transcript has 2 exons.
ACAUUAAAUUACCAAACAAGACUCCAACGAACUGCUGCCAUACAAAAUUUGCGGAAUAAAAAUCAUUAGAAAUUACAAAAAAAAAAAAAUUAGAAAUGUGGAACAAAUUGCUAAUAUGGAUGGCGCUUUUAGCUCUCAUCAACAUAGAGAUAACUCUUGGCCUCCCCCAGGCAUUGGAGGGAUCUGCAAAUGAUGUUUUCAAUGCUGAAAGUGUUAAAGAAACCAAACGUUUUACCUUAGCCAAAUUUGCAUAUGAAAAUCUUAGAAGGUCUCUUUGGCCCAAGGAAAUCUAUCCCAAAAUGGCCGAAUAUAUCAGCGGCUUGCAGGAAUGGUGUGAAAGAGAUGAAUCAUGGCUAAUAUUUCCAAAAUAUCCUCAACUUCAAGAGUCUUUGGACAAUUGUCGUAUACUUCUUAAAGGCCUAAUGGCAAAUCCUGAAAAUUGCCCCAAACAAUUGGCUCUACAAAGUAAUCACGAUAACAUACGCUCUAUAUUUCAAGAUAUAGAAGAAGAGAAUGUGAAAAAUGAGUGGACUUCAAGAUAUAUGGCUUUUGUUUUGGAUAUCCGUCCGAUAUUGGUAAAAUCUGCCCAGGAAUUCUAUGAGCAGUUAGCUGAUAAAGUCAAAUCAUACAUUGCAAAUCUUAAGGAGGAAGAAGCAGCUGAGGGGGCCGAUAUAUUGGCUUGGAAUGAAAAAUUUACCUCAGAUAUUGACAAUGUAAGAAAAGAAGUGUCGGUUAUUGAGUUCAUGGGUCUAUUUCCAGAUGAACGAAGCGUUUUGGAGAACAAGUGCAAAGUUCAGUACAAAAAUGUUUUGUAAUAAAUACAAAAACAAAAAGAAAUUUUUUAGUAAUAUCUAGAGACCUUUUUUUUAAUAAAUUUUUUUAAAUUUUUAAAUAAAAGA